Hyposmocoma kahamanoa is the source of this 2577-nucleotide messenger RNA. It is a transcript of the gene CtBP, whose product is annotated as C-terminal-binding protein. Bases 808 to 2178 code for a protein of 456 amino acids. The record is from RefSeq and is a predicted model, not a curated record. The transcript has 15 exons. Gene Ontology annotation, molecular function: transcription corepressor activity; NAD binding; oxidoreductase activity, acting on the CH-OH group of donors, NAD or NADP as acceptor. NCBI's taxonomy places the organism in Eukaryota, Metazoa, Arthropoda, Insecta, Lepidoptera, Cosmopterigidae.
UCGAUACGCGUACCCGCCAACGCGCUCUGUAUACACGCUUACCUGCGCCUAGCCGCGCUCGGCCGACGUCACCACACGUGGCGAGCGGGGACGCGCGGACAGCGCUCGUGUGUGAGUGCGCGCCGAUUAUAUGGAAUUCAGCGAUUACGCCACCUACCUAUACGAAUGCGGCGAGCGAGUGCGACCGCCGCGAAGUAAUAAUAAUAAUUAGCUGCCUCAUUAUUGUUAUUCGAGGCGACGGCACUCGCUGUCACCGGCAGAUAAACGCCGCGCGACCAGACGACGCUCGCCCCGCUCGUUCAACUCUGCCAUUGUUACGUUUGCUAUUGUUUUGUAUCGAGGAGAAGUCCGCUUUGUGUAGUAUCGUGCAGUGUUGUGUGCCUGGUCCGAUUGGACUGGAUUGUUAGACGCGACGGGACUCUCCUAUCAAGUACGUUUGCUAUCUAAAGUUCAAUUGUAUUAUAAAUGAUGGUCUAUAAAGAACGGUUGAGACGAAACUCGGACUAUACAGUGACCAGUAGCAAACGAGGAUUAAAGUACAGUGCUAAAGAUAAUCAGAUAGUCGACAAAAUAAGUGCAGUGCACUGCGGUGAGUGUAGUGAAGUGAAGUGCUGUGAGUGAACGGUGCAGUGGCGCCGUCAAGUCAAUGCCGUUGUGCCGAUGGGGCGGUGAUCUCGGGCUGACCUCGUCACUACAGCAGCGCUGGUAAAAUAUGCGGCACAAGAACGUCCACAGUAUGCCAACAUCGAGUAUAAACACCUUGUGACGCGCUGCGGUAAGGUGGAUAAAGCGGCUUUGCCGCUUUAAAUGGAUAAACGCAAGAUGCUGCCAAAGAGAGCGCGUAUUGAUAGCAUGCGGGGUCCCAUAGCCAAUGGACCCCUGCAAUCCAGGCCAUUAGUGGCGUUAUUAGACGGUCGGGACUGCACCGUUGAGAUGCCGAUCCUGAAGGACGUCGCCACAGUCGCCUUUUGCGACGCACAGUCAACAUCCGAAAUUCAUGAGAAGGUGCUGAACGAAGCAGUGGGCGCUCUCAUGUGGCACACUAUCAUACUCACGAAAGAGGACCUGGAGAAGUUCAAAGCGCUCAGGAUCAUAGUCCGUAUUGGAUCCGGCGUCGACAAUAUUGAUGUCAAAGCCGCCGGGGAAUUAGGCAUUGCAGUAUGUAACGUGCCGGGUUACGGCGUGGAAGAGGUCGCGGACACGACGUUGUGUCUCAUCCUCAAUCUUUACCGGCGGACCUACUGGCUCGCCAACAUGGUCCGGGAAGGGAAGAAAUUCACAGGGCCAGAGCAAGUACGCGAGGCCGCGGCGGGUUGUGCGCGGAUCCGCGGCGAUACCCUGGGAAUCGUGGGGCUCGGCCGCAUCGGGUCAGCGGUGGCGCUCAGGGCCAAGGCCUUCGGCUUCAACGUCAUCUUCUACGACCCCUACCUGCCCGACGGCAUCGAGAAGUCGCUAGGGCUCACGCGCGUUUAUACGCUUCAGGACCUCCUAUUCCAGAGUGACUGUGUAUCAUUGCACUGCAGCCUAAACGAGCACAAUCACCACCUCAUCAACGAGUUCACUAUCAAACAGAUGCGCCCGGGCGCGUUUCUGGUAAACACGGCGCGCGGAGGGCUAGUGGACGACGAGGGGCUCGCGGCGGCACUCAAGCAGGGCCGCAUCCGCGCCGCCGCGCUCGACGUGCACGAAAACGAACCCUUCAACGUGUUCCAGGGCCCUUUAAAAGAGGCGCCGAACAUCCUGUGCACUCCUCACGCGGCUUUCUACUCGGACGCGUCGGCGCAGGAGCUGCGCGAGAUGGCCGCGUCGGAGAUUCGUCGCGCCAUCGUCGGUCGCAUCCCUGACUGCCUGCGCAACUGCGUCAAUAAGGACUACUUCCUUCCAAGCACAGCGCCAGUGCUGGCACCGCCGACGCAGCCCAUGCCAAAGCUGGAGCCCCCGCCCAGCCCCUACAUCGAAGGUACUAACAAUCGUAUGAACGGCGGGUACUACGGCGGAGGUUCGGGCGCGCAGGCGGCGCACAGCACGACGGCGGUGCACGAGGCGCCCGCCAUCCCGCCGCCGCAGCAGCCGCAACCGCCGCCUGCGCAGCCGCCCAUCUCGUUGGUCCAGCCAAUCAACACGUCGGACCCGGCUAAUCACCAGCUGACUAAGCAGGAGAGUUCGGACGUCCACUAGGCCACACGCUACGUUGCAGUACCGUUCGCCAGACAAACAAUAGUUUUAUCGUUCCAUCGCAAAUAUUGCUAAGUACCUACCUAUGUAAGCAGACGAGUGAUAUACGUGAUACGACACGUACGGCAUGCAUUGAGACGUCACUACUUAUUUGCUGCAGUUAGGGAUUUAACGCAACUAGCGUUUUAAAGAUUGAUUCAAAUAACAAACAAAAUAUAGUUUAUGUAAUUGAAUUAUGGUGAAAUAAUCGCGGAAUAGUUGAAUAUUGGGAACAUUACGCAAAAUUACAAGACCAUGUAAGGUAGCUGUAAAUAGCCUGAUUUGUAAUGUGUUUUUUUUUAUACUAAGAUGUUCAAUCAAACGGGCUAUGGCGGAGACUGGAGAAGCAGAAAUACGAGGGUU